AUGGCCGAUCCUGCCGCUGCCUCCGCCUCCUCAUCUUCCGGCCCUUCUGAUGAAUCCAUCUUCCAGCGAUGGCAAAGCAAGUUCUCGCGCUAUUCGGGGAUAGGCGGCAACGAGGGCGACAAACAAGCAUUCUACCGGGAGAGGUGCGAGUACUGGAAGCGGGAGCUCACGAAUUACAGUCCUGCGGUGACAUUCAUGAUGCAACAGCUCAAGCUUGUUGGGGCUGACGUGCACAUCGACGACUUCAUUUGCCUGCCGUGCAAGGACGGAGCCACAGCGGCGGGCUUUGUGCCCGCGGUAGGAGUCAUAAAGGUCUGCCAAGACCGGAUCAAGGACAGGGAGCAUAUGGAGACCACGAUGGCGCACGAGCUCGUGCAUAUGUAUGACCACGCGAAGUUCAAAGUCGAUUGGACGAACCUCCGACACCACGCCUGCAGCGAGAUCCGCGCAAACAGCCUGAGCGGGGAUUGCAAGUGGGGCCGUGAAGCGUUGGGGAGAGGGUUCUUGUUCAAAUUCUCGAAGCAGCACCAGGAAUGCGUGCGGCGACGAGCGAUCACCUCUGUAGCGAGCAAUGCGUCGUGUCCGGACCGGGCGGCGGCGGAGCGAGUCGUCAACGAGGUCUGGGAGAGCUGCUUCAACGACACACGACCGUUUGACGAGGUGCGGAGCGCGACCGAUCUCUUCACACUGGGGGCUGACAGAAGAGCCGGGACAGAUUUAUUAGUGCUCGUGUGCUGCCGAGGGGUUCCAGACGGGGUUCUAGAGACCGUGCUGCGAUGGGCUGCGUAG
This is a messenger RNA of Epithele typhae, 789 nucleotides long. Its product is annotated as peptidase M76 family-domain-containing protein. Gene Ontology annotation, molecular function: metalloendopeptidase activity. The transcript has 4 exons. Gene Ontology annotation, biological process: mitochondrial protein processing; mitochondrial proton-transporting ATP synthase complex assembly. Bases 1 to 789 code for a protein of 262 amino acids. Lineage: Eukaryota; Fungi; Basidiomycota; Agaricomycetes; Polyporales; Epitheliaceae. The record is from RefSeq and is a predicted model, not a curated record. Gene Ontology annotation, cellular component: extrinsic component of mitochondrial inner membrane.